UUAAUGUGUGGGGCAAAAGCCAAGAUGAAGCUUGUGUUUGUGGCCACCUUUGUUCUGCUAGCACUUUCCUACCUGGACCAGGUGGACUCAUCUGCCUAUGACAAGAUUGUGUCACAUAGCCGCAUCAGGGCCAAGAGUCAGGGGCCCAAUAUGUGUGCCCUUCAGCAGGUAAUCGGGACCAAGAAGAAGUAUUUCAGCACAUGCAGGAACUGGUACCAAAAAGCCAUUUGUGGAAAGAGAGCGAUUGUUUUAUAUGAAUGCUGUCCUGGUUAUAUGAAGCUGGAGGGGAUGCGUGGCUGCCCUGCAGCUGUUCCUAUUGACACCAUCUAUGGCACAUUGGGUCUGCUGAAACUGGACAUCACACAGCAGUAUUCUGACCUGUCCAAGCUCAGAGAGGAGCUUGAUGGAGAUGGCUCUUAUACUAUAUUUGCUCCUAGCAAUGAUGCCUGGGAACAAUUAGAUGUUACCGCUAGAAAUGCCCUUGUGAACAAUGCACAGAAAGAGUUAUACAACACUUUGCGUUACCACAUGGUCAACAAACGUUUCCUUACAAAAGAUCUGAAGAAUGACAUGACCCUGCAGUCAACGUACAACAAACAGGGACUGCACAUCAACCACUAUUCUAAUGGAGUUGUGACAGUUAACUGUGCCAGGAUCAUUCAUGCCAACCAGGUGUCCACAAAUGGAGUGGUACAUGUAAUUGACCGUGUCAUCAGUGCAGUGGGAAAUAGCAUCAGGGAUGUCAUUCAAAGCAAUGAGGAACUCAGCUUACUGCAUGAAACUGCUAACGUGGAAUCAAGCUUAUUAGAGCGACUCGGCAAACCUGGACACUAUACUCUCUUUGCUCCAACCAAUAAGGCCUUUGAACAGUUGGACAGUGGCUUCCUUGAACGGCUCAAAAAUGACAAGACUGCGCUUCAAGCCUUCCUAAAGUAUCACCUUCUGAGCUCAGUCCAGUGUUCAGAAGCUAUCAUGGCUGGCACUGCAUACGAAACAGUGGAGGGCAGUGUAAUUGAGAUUGGCUGCGAUGGUGACAGCCUCACCAUCAAUGGCAUUAAAAUGGUACUGAAGAAGGACAUCAUCACCAGCAAUGGAGUUAUUCACCUGAUUGACCAAGUGCUCAUUCCUGACUCAGCUAAGCAGGUGAUGGAACUGGUAGGUGAUUCUCAGAGAACGUUCGGGGACAUGGUGUCUGAGAUGGGCCUGUCUGCAGCCAUGAAGCCUGAGACGGAGUACACACUCCUCGCCCCUCUCAAUAGUGUCUUCACCAAUGAAAUAAUGGCUUUGGACAGGCAUCUGCUCAAGAUCAUUCUUGAAAACCACAUCCUGAAGCUCAGGAUCACCGUGAAUGACCUGUACAAUGGUCAGCUGCUGGAGACUCUCGGAGGGAAGCUGCUAAGAGUCUUUGUUUACCGCACGGCUGUGUGUAUUGAGAAUGCCUGCAUGAUCCGAGGCAGUAAACAGGGAAGCAAUGGUGCUCUUCAUUUAAUGCGAUCAUUAAUCCGAGUGCCAGAGAAGACCAUGUUUGAGUUGCUGAGGGCUGAUGGCCGUUUCACAAUAUUCCUGAAGUUGAUGGAGAAAGCAGAACUGACUGAGAUGCUAAAGCAAGAGGGAUCAUACACAAUGUUUGCCCCUACUGAUGAAGCCUUCAAGGAGAUGUCAGAGGAUGACAUGAAACUUCUCACCAGUGACUUGAACAUUUUGAGGACAAUCCUGCUCUAUCAUUUCAGCAAUGGCACCUUCAUUAAUGGAGGACUGGAAGGUGGAGUGACCAACCUGCUCAGGACCAUUCAGGGCAACAACCUGCAAGUGCUUUCUGUCAAUAACUCCAUUAAUGUGAACUCAGUGAAUGUGAACGAUAAUGACCUCAUGGCCUCCAAUGGAGUCAUUCAUGUGGUGAAGAACUUGCUCUAUCCUGCAGAUCUACCAGUGGGCCGUGAGGAUGUGUUUUAUCUGCUGAGGAGACUCAUUAAGUACAUACAGAUAAAGUUUGUUCAUGGAUACACCUACAGAGAGAUUCCACUCACCUUCAUUAAGAGAUUUAUCACCACUCACGUUAUUGAAACAGGCCCUGUCACACGAGUAAUUGAAACUGGCCCAAAAGUGGACACAAUGGUUGUGAAGGGAGAUAAUGUGAUCACUGAAUACAAGGUCAUUGAGACCAAGCCUGUGGUGAAGGAAGUGGUAAUUGAGCGAGAACCAAAAAUCACCACGGUUAGAAGAGUCAUUGAAGGGGAUCCAUCACUUACAACAGUUACAAGGAUCAUUGGAACUGGUGGGGAACUUGAUACUGAAGGCGAGAUCAAGAAGAUUCUUAGUGAAGACCUGUCCAAGGUAAAGAAGGUUCUGGAAAGUGAGCUACAUGUGCAGGAGGAGGAGAUCACAAAACUGAUCAAGGGAGGUGGUGGAGAAAUCACCACGGUCACCAAAGUGAUUCGGCCAGAUCUUCAUGUUAUUGAAGGACCAGACUUCUCAAGAAUGAAGUCAAAGCUCAUUGAGGAGGAAACUGAGAGAAUCACCAAAAUUAUCAAAAAAGGUAGCUCUCAGAAAAGAGCAGCUGUCCGAAGACCACCAGCAGGACUGAAGAGACGAGCAAGACCUGCAAGAUAUCCCUCCAAGCCCAGUCAGUGAGCCCAAAAAGACACCAGGCAAUCUACUUAUUCCAACCUCUUAAAAUAAGGCCACAGAUAUGAUAUUUGAAUUUGCAUUUUUGGCUGACGCAUUUAUUUCA
Molecule: messenger RNA, 2731 nt
Organism: Neoarius graeffei (lesser salmon catfish)
Lineage: Eukaryota; Metazoa; Chordata; Actinopteri; Siluriformes; Ariidae
Gene: postna
Product: periostin, osteoblast specific factor a
Exons: 24
Coding region: 4-2631 (875 amino acids)
Biological process (GO): cell adhesion; extracellular matrix organization
Cellular component (GO): extracellular matrix
Molecular function (GO): cell adhesion molecule binding
Source: RefSeq, a predicted model, not a curated record